AUGGCAGACAACACGUCCGAUGAUGACACGCCCGAGGAGCGCAGGUUCAUCAUCAAGCUGGACCUCAUCAUGGUUCCCAACGCUGUUCUGGCUUAUUGGGUCAGAUACAUUGGUACGUUCCUGGCCAGUAUGGAGGAAGAGCUUGGUUUCAAAGGCAGCGGGCUUAUUGAGCUCCAAACCAUAUAUACCGUCGGCGCAGUUGUCGGCAUGGUCCCCUUUAUGUUUCUGUUCACGUACAUUCCGAUGUACUGGACGAUCCCCGCUAUGGAUGUCCUCUGGGGGCUUUUCACCCCGUUGCAAAACCGCGCCAGCUCGUUUGGAACAUUGGCGGCGUACCGCUUCCUUGUUGGUUUCUUUGAGGCGGCUUUCUUCCCAGCUAUGCACUAUGUCACCGGCCAUGAAAUCGCACGCAGGGGCGGCAUCUUUUACACCGGUCUUAAUCUCGGAACUCUCACAGCAGGUCUCAUCGCGGCUGGGGCCUUGCAUCGGCUCGAAGGCGUCCAGGGAAUGGCUGGUUGGCGUUGGAUCUUUGUUAUUUGCGCCAUCAUCACCAUUCCAGUCGGCAUCCUCGGCUACUUCCUCCUCCCCGGCACCUUGGAGCAGCCGAACCGCUGGAUCCUCAACGACCACGAUCUCAAAGUCGCCAAAGUGCGCCUGGAACGCGGCGGCCACGUUUCGCGCGGCAAGUUCAAGCUGGGCCAUCUCAAGAGUAUCUUCCUCAGCCCGCAGUUCUGGAUCGUUGUUCUUGUCGACGUGCUCUUCUGGAACGCUGGCAUCGACAAGAGCACAGGCAGCUUUCUCCUGUGGAUCAAGAGUCUCGGCCGCUAUAGCCCAGCUCAGGUUAACGAGAUGAGGACCAUUGCGCCGGCGCUGGGCAUUCUGUACAACCUUGUGGCGUGCUUCCUGUCCGAUCUGGCUAUUACCUUUUCCUCGCUCUGGAACGUGACGGGCCUCAUUGUGCUCGUAGUCUGGGAUGUGCCAGAGGGCGCCAAGUGGUUCGCCUUCUUGACGAUGUACUGGUCCAACGUACUCUCGAGCGUGCUCCACGGCUGGGUCAACACCAUUCUCUGGGACUCGCCCGAGCAGCGGUCGUUCACCCUGGUCAUGAUCACCAUCAUUGCCCAGUCAUCAACAGCCUGGACGCCUUUAUUGACUUUCCCGACCGUUGAAGCCCCGAGCUACCCCACAGGUUUCUCUUUCUGUCUGGGUUGUGCGGUGGCACUCAUCGCCGCAACCCACGUUCUCAACAUAUACAUCAAGCGCAAGGAGGCAGCGAGAGUUACAAGCGUUGACAAUGGAAGCGAUUACAAUUGGCACUUGACUCAUAGCACCUCUCCGGAAUUUGUGACUGGUAAGACUGCUAGUGGCAACGUUGUCCAAGCGUCACAUAUGUCUGAGGAGUCCAUCACUCGUCGAUGAGUCAAUUAACUUGCCUUUGCCAUGUUAUCUGGGAGCAAUGUUUAGGCUAGUUGUGUUGCUACUAGUUGUCUAGCCAUAAGGAAUAUGCCCAUGUUUGAAUCAGUGUAUUAGAGACUUCCAUAGAGUGCGGUCUGUCAGAUGCAGCCAUUAUUUUAAACAAUGAAUUUCCUCCACCGUUA
This is a messenger RNA of Colletotrichum navitas, 1598 nucleotides long. RefSeq names its product major facilitator superfamily transporter. Gene Ontology annotation, molecular function: transmembrane transporter activity. Bases 1 to 1419 code for a protein of 472 amino acids. The transcript has 7 exons. Gene Ontology annotation, cellular component: membrane. Lineage: Eukaryota; Fungi; Ascomycota; Sordariomycetes; Glomerellales; Glomerellaceae. Gene Ontology annotation, biological process: transmembrane transport. The record is from RefSeq and is a predicted model, not a curated record.